AAUUUGUUGAGGAAAAAUGGCAGAGCCUGAAUUAAAUGUAGACAGUUUGAUACAAAGAUUACUAGAAGGGUAUAAAAUUCAGCAGGAGGCCCAACUCGAUGUCAAGAAGAAGUCAAAAAUAAAAGAUAUAUUUUUAUCCUCUGACAUAAGAGGAAUGAGACCGGGCAAAUCGGUCCAGAUGACCGAGUCCGAAGUGCGCGGUCUCUGCCUCAAAUCCCGUGAGAUCUUCCUGCAGCAGCCCAUCUUGCUGGAGCUAGAGGCGCCGCUUAAGAUAUGCGGCGACAUCCACGGCCAAUACACCGACCUGCUGCGUCUCUUCGAGUAUGGGGGCUUCCCGCCGGAAGCCAACUAUCUGUUUCUCGGAGACUACGUCGAUCGCGGCAAGCAAUCCUUGGAGACGAUAUGUCUACUGUUAGCGUACAAGAUUAAGUAUCCAGAGAAUUUUUUCCUGCUCAGAGGUAACCACGAAUGCGCCUCCAUCAACAGGAUUUAUGGCUUCUAUGACGAAUGUAAAAGAAGGUACAAUAUAAAAUUAUGGAAGACAUUCACAGACUGCUUCAACUGCUUACCCAUUUCCGCUAUUAUCGACGAAAAGAUUUUCUGCUGUCAUGGUGGACUAAGUCCAGAUUUACAAGGAAUGGAACAAAUCAGGAGAAUAAUGAGACCAACGGAUGUACCAGAUACUGGUCUUCUGUGUGACCUUCUCUGGUCCGAUCCAGACAAAGACGUUCAAGGAUGGGGCGAGAACGAUCGAGGUGUAUCCUUCACCUUUGGAGCCGACGUCGUGAGCAAAUUCCUGAACCGACACGAUCUCGAUCUCAUCUGCCGCGCCCACCAAGUAGUCGAAGACGGCUACGAGUUCUUCGCCAAGCGACAGCUCGUCACUUUAUUUUCCGCUCCCAACUAUUGCGGCGAAUUCGACAACGCUGGAGGGAUGAUGAGCGUGGACGAGACGUUAAUGUGCUCGUUUCAGAUUCUUAAACCGUCAGAAAAGAAGGCGAAGUACCAAUACCAGGGGAUGAAUUCCGGCCGCCCAUCUACACCGCAACGAAAUCCUCCUAACAAAAAUAAGAAGUAGAGCACUAACUUAUUUUUAGCCCUCUCCUUCCCUUUCUUCUACACCCCCCCGCCCUAUCCUUACACUACUUUUUGUAUUCAUCUUAUCUGUCGACGAUGCAUUUGUAAUGAGUAGUUUCUCUAAGCAAUGCCCCCUCCCCGGAACAGAAUAAAAAUGGUUUAAGCAUGUCAAGAACUAUUAUUGUAUAUUAUUUAAUGUUUUAUUAUAAUUUAUAUAUUGUAUUAUGUGACUGAUUGUUUAUUUUUUUCAGGUUUUUGUUGUUGAGCGCUGACUGAAUUGCUUUGUAUUAUUUUUCUUUUGCGUUAUCCCGGCGUAGAUUUGUCAUUUGAGAUUAUCAUUUCAGCUGGAUUAUUAUUUUCUAAAAUUUUCUACAAUAAUUUGACGACAUCUAACAUUAGAGAUUCUGUUGAUACCCUAAACUUUACGACUUAACGGACAAAGUCCGAAUAUACAGCUUCUAUUGACGUCAUUCAUUGUCAAAUGUCACCAAUCAAUCACUUGUUAAUUUUCAUUGUCUAAACUUUAUUUUACUCUUGUACCACUAUUCUUUUACGAUUAAGAAGAGUAAAGAAAUUUAUAGAACCACAUAUCACUUCAAUUUCGGAAUAUUAUUUUGAAUUUAAUGGUGGAAAUAUAACAGAAAGUGGAGAAUAUCACUCUCCGUUGACUCCACUGUUUUUUCAAAUGUCACCAAUCAGGCAGCUUGUCAUUUGUCAAUGUCUACACUGUAUUUUCGUCUUUUGUAUUGUUUUUCUGUAAUUAAAAAGAGUAAAGUGACUAAUACCUCUCCCAUUGGCGUCACUCAUUGUCAAAUGUCACCAAUCAAGCAAACAAAUUACGUCUUGUCUCAAUUGACCAUUUCAAAUGACUGAUCUACGCCUAAAUUUACAAUUAUUCGUUUUAAGUGUGUACCCACAUUGUACAUAACCACUUUCUUUUAAAAUUCAUCGAUACGAGGAGUACUGUAAAUCUACGUAUUAACUACUUAACGACAGUCUCCCGAAUUUUCAACCAUAAUGAAAAAUUUUCACUCGUACAAUCAUCAAUAAAUUUAAGUUUGAAUAUUUUUGUUCUUUUUUCUUUACCGCAAUCAAAGUGAAAUGACAAUUACGUGUGUUUUUUACGGUUUGAAAUCGUUAAAAGGACAAAGUUGCAAUUAUUAGUCGUUCGAAUACAUAUUUUCUAUUACGAGUACGCUAGAAAUUACAAUUUUGGAGUGUAUACUAGGAAAAAUAAUGGACUAAUAAUAAAAAUAACAUUUCAGUUUAUAAACUUGUGUUUUCGAGGGCACUGUUGGUUCCUUUUAAAAUAAGAUUUGGCUCAUAACAAUCUCCCACAGUAGUGUGGUAGAUUGUGAAACAUAUAUCGACACUUUUUAUUGGAACUUUGCUUUUUCUAACGAUAAAUUCGGAAUUGAUACUAUUUACCCGAUUAUAUAAUUACCGUAAGUUAAGAAAUGUGAUGUCCUCAAAAGAUUUUAACUUGGGGUAACUCUCUACCGUUGUUGGUCUAAUAUUAUUUAUGCUUUGACUUCACCCCUCUACUUGAUGACCAUUUUGUGCAAUUUUGAACACCAAAAUUACUCUUCUUUUCCGUCGUACGUAAUAUUUAGUGGAUUUAAGCUUAAAUUAACGUUUAGAGAACUUAAGUUUUGAAUAAAUGUGCACGGUUUGAUGAAGAAAUGUUCUGAUUUGACAAUCAAGGCCAAAAAAGGUAAAAAGCCUUGAAAACAACUCGAAGAGUGUAGAAAAAUCCAUGCUACACUGUGCAAAAAGACAUAUAUGCAACAGUGCAAGUCUUUUUAUAAUAUUUCUAAUACCUGUCAAAAAAGGCGAUAAAUGAUUCCUUAUUAAUUAUAAAGGAAGGCAAUUUUUUAACUGAAAGAGAAAGAAACAUUUUUUUUAAGAUUAGAAAGAAGUUAAAAGAGAAAAUCGUCAUAUAGUUUUAAAAACUGUUACUUUAAGACAAUUUUCUAUAGAAAAUUGAAUAUUGUCGAUCUGUGCACACGAAAUUCUUAAAUCAACAUACUUGAAGAAUAUAUUUCAGCAACAAACAAACGAUAAUUGGUCUAAAUCAAUAAUAUAAGAAACAUUUUCAUUUUAAUAAAGUUUUGACUUUUUCUUUCGAACCUACCCUACCCUAAUUCUCAAAGGAAUUCGAAUUUUUUCAUCCACCUUUCAAGCACACACGACAUUUUACUUGGAUCUGCCCACCCCCACUUCAUUUUUCGUUUAAACAGAUUUUCUUAAUCAUUAUUAUCCGUUUAGUUUGAACAUCGCAACAAUCCUUUGUUUGUUAGAAAUAGAUCUUUCUCACAAAACACUUACAAAUAUCCAGGUUGUUGAUACAUUGCGUUAAAAACACCCAAGUUAUCAUCAAUUGUGAUACCGGAACGAGUGGGAUUGUGCUCCCACGAACGUCAUUCAUUGUUAGAUGUCACUUGUCAAUCCUUUUGUCAUUUUUAAACAUUCAAAAUUCUAUUCUAGUUUUGUAUUAUUGUUUAUAAACUAGGGUGGUGUCUUAUUUUGUAGCACCUUAUUACUAGUAACACUUGUUAGUGUCCUUUCCUUGAUAAAGUAGUUCUUGUUGCUUGUCAGUGAAUUAUAGGAUUUCGUUAUUGUUUUUAGACCCGUUGAUAGGAGUUAUGACUACCAUAUCUUAUCACAUCCUUAAAGGGGUUACACACAGACCAGGAAACCAACUUGAAUGUGUGUUAAACUUUCAUUUUGUGAUAUUUAACUGAACAUAUAUAUUCUUCAAGUAUAAUAUUAUUUAUAAAGUUAGAAUGAAUCAAAAUAUGACAUUAGGUGGACUAAUCUGUGUUUUAUUUUGUUUUGUAAAGAUCAGUAGUUUUCGGGUGUAUUUAAAUUUCUAAAAAAUCGGUGUUUUCACUUGUAUUGAAUAAAAAGCUUGCUCCUGGUGUUUCUAAUGUAGGGUGUUGUAUAGUUAUACGUUUUGUUUGUGAUUAUUUAACCAAAAGUUCAUUUGGUUAGACACCUAGGCUCUGGAUCUUCAGUUUAAAGAAGAAAAACUUGUAAAAACGGUUGAUUUAUUAAUUAUUAUAGUGUCCAAUGCUUUACAUUGGCUUUCCUCGUGUCAUUGUUCAAAUUUUGCGAAAUAAUUCAGGAAGGCACCCGAAAGUUGAGACAUUUUACCAAAGAUUAUUAAUGUGCAUCAUAUUUGGAAAGUUACUAGGCGUUUUAAACAAUACGUCCUUAUUUAUUCUAACAAUUAAUCAGUUUUUACAAGUUUGGAAUCUCUAUUCACUAAACCAUUAACGUACUGCACGGUAUUGAUAAAAAUUCCCUACUGUAAACAAAGAAUCAGUGCAUAAUAAGUAUAUAUGUCACAUUAUACACCUGUCAGUUGUCCGUGUCCGAAGCAUGAUACUAUGACUUCUAAGAUAAAGCCACGUCGCAAUCGAAUUUUGUACGUCGAUGUGCAUGACGUCACUUGGUGAUAAAAGUUACACUUGUCGGUAAAACAUAUAUGGAAAGAGAGGGUUUUUAUUUAAGUAUUUAGAAUAUUUAGGGAUGUUAGGUAAAAUAUCUGCAAUUAAAACUUAAAAAUGUGUUAUAUAUACUUAUAUCUCUGUUAGCCUAGCAAUGUAAAUUAAUAGAAUUUAAAUAGAUAAUAAAAUUAUAUAAAAAAGUAGGAACUUACAUCUUUUUGUUAAUGGAAAUUUAUAUACAAUGGAUUUAUUUAUUAAAAGAAAAAUUUAAUACAACUGAUAAAAUAAAGUACACUGUAACAAUUUACAAGUUUAUUUUACAAUUUUUAAUAUUUUAUUCUUAAUUUUGGAUUUUUUUAAUAUAUCUAUUCAAUUUUCUAAUUUUAAAUUAUAACUUACACCUAAAAAAAGGAUGUUUGACAUCUGAACUUACGUUUACUAACACAGCUAAAUCCAUUAGCGAUUUUAAGGUUAAUUUUAAUGACCUCUUGCUAAAAUUGUUAAAAAUAUGGUCCAGUUCAUUACAUUUAAUUAGAAAAUCUGGACAUGGUUUAAGUAAACCUCCUUCGGAAACAUGGAACAUAGUUUACCCACGAAAAUGAUAUUUCAUUGCCGUCUGGAAUUAGUAGUUCAUCAUGGAUACGUCCAUGUAGUUCAUAGUAUCAUGUGUCUGAAGCCGCUAGUCCUUGUAACUUUAGUAUUUUAUGAAUUUUUUUAUGGUUUUUAACGUUGUUAGUAUUUGCUAGCCAAAAAUAUUAAUUUAUUGUAUUUUAAUAUGAUUGUAAUAAUUCCCACACAUUUCUCCACAAAAUGCGGUCCUGCUUUAGUUGAAUUCCUACGCCUUUGUUUGCUGUAGGGAAUUUUUUUUCAAAAUGCUUUUUCACUUGAUUUGUUUUUCACCUACAAUAACCAACUAUAUGUUUAUCUUGCAAUAAUUUAUUUACUAUUUUAUACUGUCUGUUAUUUUGGCAUGUUUCUACAGAUCUGUAUCGAUUUCUAGCGCUAGAACGACUAAAAUUGUUUAAACAAUAUAUAACUCUUUUAAAUGAUCUCUUUGAAAAGGCUAAUACAAAAAAUGAGGCUAUUGAGUUAUUUACAGAAUUUGUUUCAUUUAAAAAACAGUUUAGUCGAGAUAAUUUUAACACAACCUGAAUAAAACAAUCAAAAAGUUCAUAGCGCGGCGUUUGAUGAUCGAAAUAGGUCUUUUCAUUACGUGACGAGCGCAUGCGCAGCCACCAUGUUUUUCGUACGUUUUUGAUUUACAAUUAAAAGGUUUGCCACCAUUAUUUGUCAGCAAAGAUAUUUUUCCCUAUUACUUGUUUACUAUUCAAAUAAUAUCUAUGUUUUUUUAUUAUAAUUAAUAAUACAAAUAAAAUAUUGUAGGUAUAGCACGAGAUAAUUUUUUAAAGAAAUAAAGUCUUUGAACAAUUUAUUAAAUAAUUUGUAUUGUCUUUAAAUGAUUUAUAGCGUUUAUCACUCUUACGUACUCCUUAACAACACCACUUCGUUGUUCCUUUUUGUACAGGUACCAUAAUAACAAUCGAUUAAAACAAUUGAUUUGCUAAUGAGGUACUUCUGUAAUGAGUAUUUGUUAUCUUAAUUAUCUGUUGACAGGUACUUUUUGUUAUUUAUAUUACGAACCUAACCUAAUAUGCUUAUUUACAACAAACAGUACGAAAAUAAUGGCUGAAAAAUGUUGUGAUGAAAAGGUCUAUCAAAAGCUUGCAAUCUAACCUAAAAUGCCAAUCUUGAAUUCGUCACGUUUUCGUACAAUUCAAAUGACAAGCUUAUAGUGUACAGUAUUGAAGCUUGAGUGUUGAAGGAAAAAAUUCAUUACCAUCUAGGAAAUUCCUAAUUUUUCUCUCACGGAACUAGUACUGAGAAAUCGAUGCAGAAUUCUACGGAAUCGAAUAUCUCAGAAGAGCAAUUUACUUAACCAUAUAUUUUAGUAUAGACACCCAUCAUAGUUAUAUAUAGGUAGUUUUUCUUGUUCGAUGCGUUUUUUGGAACAUUUCCCGGCACUGUGUCUAUUCACAUUCGUCUGUAUUAUUUUAAAUUGAAUAUUUUAUUAUAAUGAUAAAAUAUUAAGAGUAUAUUGACAUAAAUAUAUCUAUAUUACU
Messenger RNA from Diabrotica balteata, 6649 nucleotides. Lineage: Eukaryota; Metazoa; Arthropoda; Insecta; Coleoptera; Chrysomelidae. The record is from the annotation of a GenBank genome assembly.